Myxocyprinus asiaticus (Chinese sucker) is the source of this 4005-nucleotide messenger RNA. Its product is annotated as extracellular serine/threonine protein kinase FAM20C-like. Gene Ontology annotation, biological process: protein phosphorylation. Gene Ontology annotation, cellular component: Golgi apparatus. The record is from RefSeq and is a predicted model, not a curated record. The transcript has 11 exons. Bases 850 to 2589 code for a protein of 579 amino acids. NCBI's taxonomy places the organism in Eukaryota, Metazoa, Chordata, Actinopteri, Cypriniformes, Catostomidae. Gene Ontology annotation, molecular function: protein serine/threonine kinase activity.
UGCUGUCCUCAAGCUCAGCCAAUCCUCUAUGUGUGACGCUCUCUUGAAGUGGUUUCAGCAUCAUGAUAUUUAACACACCCACCCUAAACAUCCGACAGAGGUAUUUCCUCAAGCGCCUGUCAACGGGCUAAAAUCACCUUCAUAUGUCGUUACAGCGCUCGUGUUGGCUCUCCAGCACUUAGCGGGGAAACUUCUCAUGAUCACAUUUUUGUCGACGGAAGGAGGUGAGAUGUAACAAAGCUUGUUACCAAAGCUGGAAAGCCUUGCUUUAUUCUGGAUACAAAAGAGCGAAUGCACUUCAGCACAGUCGCGUGUCAGCAUCUGUCAAAGAAAGAUCACUUGCGCCGUUGUAUGAACAGCUGCAGAUGUUUUAUCUGUACCAGUUUUCCGUGAACCGGUGAAUUCAACAGCAGCAAGAUGGACAGUUGCGUUUUCGGUAUUGCGAAUACGCACUUUUGUGGAUAAGAUAUCGGAUGAGGCUUGUGAGCUCGCAAUUCAAUAUUUAAAAUAUAAUGUUAAAAUAGACUGUGCGUAAUAAUAGUGCGUUAAUAUCGGGAACUAUUCUCGCGUGUCGCCAACUCAUCUUCCCUGAUUGCACGGGAGGAAUUUAAUCGCGAGCGCACGAAAAUAACUGGAUUAUUGUUUCACAUGGAUGUGGAUGAGCGAGCACACUUUGCCAAAUAAAUCCUCAUUUCUUCUCUUAAACUGGCAAAUGAAAACGAAAACGUUCCAUGUGUUCUCAUAAAAUUGGGAGCUCGUGUUUUAUGGACUGUUGGCGAUGUAGUGCGCUUGCUCACUUUUAUCCCUGCCAUUCCAAACAAGUCUUUUCUCGAACAGGAGACAGUGAAGAUGAUUCUCUUUAGAAAAUUCCGCGUCUUGAUUUUAAUGGUGUUUCUUAUCGCUUGCUCUAUGCACAUUAUGAUAGACUUGUUACCAAAGCUGGAAAGACGAGUCAGUAGCGCCUGUUCUUGCUCCCACACACCCAGCGAAGAGCCGCAGAACUGGGCUAAGCAUCGAGCCAAGCCGGGAUCAGAGUCCGGCUGGCCUAAUAAACACACACUCAGAAUACUUCAAGACUUCAGCAACGAGCCAAACUCAAACCUGUCCUCUCAUUCACUGGAAAAGAUCUCCGUCGGGGGUAAAGCUGAGGCGGUAAGAAGAGUUGAGCAGUCGAAGACAGGUGACGAUAAGAGGCACGCUACACGGGACACUACAGUCAGCAAGAAUGCAGCCGUUAAGGGUUCAAGGCUUUCUGCAUUAUUUGAGCAUCCUUUAUACACGAGGCCAUUGCCUCCACUAACUGAUGAAGACACGCUUUUCAAUGUCAACACUGAUAUAAGAUUUGACCCUAAAGCUGCAGAAAACCAAGAGUGGCAUGAGGAAGGGAAAGAAGGGGAUUUUGCUCCUACGGGGGAGAUGUCCUCAGACACCUACCCUAACUGGCUCCGCUUCCAUAUUGGGAUCAACCGUUAUGAGCUCUACUCCAGGCACAACCCAGUCAUUGAUGCAAUGCUGAAGGACCUGGUCACGCAAAGAAUUACCAGUGUUGCAAUGAAAUCUGGAGGCACACAACUGAAGCUGAUCAUGACAUUCCAGAAUUAUGGCCAGGCACUCUUUAAACCCAUGAAAAAAGCACCACAUCAACAAUACAUUUCAAGAGGAUCACUUUUGAACAUCAGUCCUCUGCAGCAGACACGGGAACAGGAGACACCACCCGACUUCUUCUACUUCUCCGAUUUCGAGAGGCACAAUGCCGAGAUCGCAGCAUAUCAUCUAGACAGGAUCUUGGAUUUCCGUCGAGUGCCGCCAGUGGCUGGGCGACUGGUGAAUAUGACCAAAGAGAUCAGAGACAUGACCCGUGACAAAAAACUGUGGAGAACCUUUUUCAUUUCACCAGCCAAUAACAUCUGCUUUUACGGUGAAUGUUCAUACUACUGCUCCACUGAACACGCUCUAUGUGGGAAGCCUGAUCAAAUUGAGGGUUCUUUAGCAGCCUUUCUGCCAGACCUAACCUUGGCCAAGCGCAGGACGUGGAGAAACCCCUGGAGACGGUCCUAUCACAAACGCAAGAAAGCAGAGUGGGAGGUGGAUCCAGAUUACUGUGAGGAGGUGAAGCAGACGCCACCCUAUGACAGUGGCUCUCGCCUGCUCGACAUCAUGGACAUGACCAUAUUUGAUUUCCUAAUGGGAAAUAUGGAUCGUCAUCAUUAUGAGACAUUUGAAAAAUUUGGAAAUGAAACUUUCAUAAUUCACCUUGAUAAUGGAAGAGGCUUUGGUAAACAUUCUCAUGAUGAGCUUUCCAUACUGGUGCCUUUGAGUCAAUGCUGCAGGGUUAAGAAGUCCACCCAUUUACGGCUUCAACUGUUGGCUAAGGAGGAGUACAAACUGAGCGCACUGAUGGCAGAAAGUGUCCAGACAGACACGCUCUCGCCCAUCCUCAUUAGGCCUCAUCUGGAGGCCAUGGACCGCAGGCUGCGCCUGGUGCUUCAGGUACUGGCCGACUGCAUUGAGAAGGAGGGCCACACCAAUGUAGUAGAGGAUGACAUGGGCACAGAGGGCAUGGACAUGGGCACAGUCCCACAGAGGUAGUGGGCACAAACUGAUCAGGCAUCCCCGCUGGAUCCUUUGAAGUCCCACCACAACUCUAUAGACCAUGAACGUCUUGCAAGAGACGCUCUUGUUGAUAAACUCUGAAUUCAGUGAAUUCCAAAGACUCAUUCCUCAACCAAUGGACCAUGUGUUUAAAUAAUAAUACACAGUGGAUAGAGAAGGCUUGAGAUACAGUGAGCUGCAGUCCUGCAGUAAUUUAAUCUGAAAUGUAAACUGAUCUUCAUACUGUAGGCCAUAACAAGUGUUAUAAAGCAAGCAGUGGUUCUCAACUGGUGGGUCAAUUAUCAAUUUUCCUAUUCAUCAUAUGUCAUGUUAAUAAUUUUGCAUAUUGAUUUGGCCUAUGCAGUUCUUGGUAGGCCUAACAUUAAUACAUUUCAAUGUUUGAUUUUAAGGAUAUUUUUGUUUACCAUACAAUAAACAAUUAUGGCUAUGUUUAGUAGCUACUUGAUGUCUGAUGUAAAACCGGGGUCCUGAAGAAAAACCAGUUUAGAACCAAUGUUAUAGGAUAUGAAUAAAUACAUGAAAAAUGCAUGAACAUCAUUGGUCCCAUAUUUGCUGUCACCUUGAGUAAAUUAUUUGAACUUUUGAGAUUUAAAAUGAGCUAAAGUGAGGGACAGAUCAACUGCAACAGUGAAUGUUUGACUGAAGGUACAGUAUUUGCAGCUACAGAAGAUAACAUUUGCUCACAUUUCAGGUCAAACUAAUGAGAAACUACAGAUUCACGAACUCUUUUGCCGCUUCACAUGUGAAUGUCUGAAUAUACAAUAUGUGGACUUUUAUGUCUUUGCAUAAAAAGAGGUCUUUAGACUCUCUCCAUAGCAAGGAGGAAAAUGAGGAACUGUGCUUUCAAAUAUCAAUGAAUUUUACUUUACCUUAUUUAGGACAAAAAGCUUUGAGUGGAGGGUGAGUUAUCUCCAGAAAGUAUGUGUCCUGUCUGUCAUGUAAUAUAUGAUCAGAGCUUAUUUAUUGAGUUUCAUAUUUAUUUUUCCCAACAUGCCACUCAUACCAUUUUCAUUUCUAUACAUGAAAUUAAAGAGGUAGAUUCAGCUUAGUACAUUAAACGAGUUGCUGUAUUUGUGCCUGCAAGUACAGUAGAUUAGCAGCAAUGUGUAAUAUAUAUCAAAAAUGUUGAUGGUUUAUUGGAUUUCAGAGAAACAUCCUAAACAACUUUCAUAAUUCUGGCUUUAUUACAUAUUUAAUGUAGUAUACAAAUUGAAGAAAACUGAUAUUCCAAUAUCAGUAAUCAACAUUGUUAACAGUGUGAUUGCUGCAUUUCUAUCUACAUUUGACCCAGAAAUGUAGGCUUUAAGAGGACACAGUGAUGUUGAUUAUGUACAAACCUAUGAAUCACUGUAAAACUGUCAUGCUAUUAAACUGACAUUUUUAAAAACAAAA